AUGGCUCCAACCAGCAGUGAGAAGUGGUCGCGAUUCCUGCUGCUCCACCUUUAUCGCGUAGCCCGACUCCUGUCACUGUUGUCCUCGACCUUGGACAGGGAAAAGCUGCAGUUGAAGCGUCCUAGGAGUGGCAGCUCCAUCAAGCUCUUUAGCAUCAUCUGGCGAUGUCUGGUGGUUGUCAUCUACUCCGCCGUAUGGCCGGCACUGUCCGCCCAUCUUGUGGAAUCGACACCGAAGAGCUAUGCCGAGCUAUUCGCCGCCCUCCAGGCUGCAUCAGUUUCCGUCUUGGCCGUGGUAUCCUUCAUCAUCCAAGCUAGUGGCGAGGCCAAAUUCCGGGAGGUGCUCAAUCGAUACCUCAACCUCUAUAAAAGGAUAUGCUCGGCGACCCGACUGCCGCACCUGUUUCCGACAAAAUUUGUGGUUUUCUUCCUCCUGAAGGCGCUGGUCACUAUGGUCAGUUGUUUCCACGAAUUAUUUCCCCUGAUGAGCGCCAAGCACUUUGCGGGCAUCAUGCCCGCCGUGGCCGUCAUCUUCGGCAUCUACAUGUGGCUGGGCACGAUCUUCGUCCUGGACGUCUGCUUCCUUGGCUUCCUGGUUUCCGGCAUCCUCUACGAGCACAUGGCCAACAACAUCUCAGUGAUGCUUAAGCGCAUGGAGAUCAUAGACUCCCAGGAGGAGAAGGACCGCAUGAGCAAGUACCGCAAAAUGAGACUCCUGUGCGACUACGCCGACGAGCUGGACGAGGUGGCGAUGAUCUACAGUGAGCUCUACGCCCUAACGAUCGCCUUCAGGCGCAAGCUCCAGUGGCAGAUACUGUUCUGCAUCUACUACAACUUCAUCAACAUCUGCCUGAUGCUCUAUCAGUGCAUUUUCCGGUACCUGAAGGACGACGAGUCGGCCCUGAUUUCCCUGGCCAUGGCCUUCGUGAAAAUGGCCAACCUGGUCCUGCUAAUCAUGUGCGCGGACUACGUCGUGAGAGAAUCCCAAAAGCCCAAGGUAUUUCCUCUGGACGUGGUCUGCACUGAUAUCGAUCAGCGGUGGGACAAAAGUGUAGAAACUUUCCUCUGUCAGCUUCAAACACAGCAGCUCGAGAUUAAGGUCUUGGGCUUCUUUCAUUUGAACAAUGAGUUCAUCCUGGUUAUUUUGUCAGCCGUGGUGUCAUACCUCUUCAUAAUGAUUCAGUUUGGCAUUACAGGUGGAUUCGAAGCAUCGGAUGAGAUACGAAAGCAGUUCCAGGCCCAGUAA
Drosophila bipectinata is the source of this 1245-nucleotide messenger RNA. RefSeq names its product Gustatory receptor 93a (gene Gr93a). Gene Ontology annotation, cellular component: dendrite; membrane; neuronal cell body. Gene Ontology annotation, molecular function: sweet taste receptor activity. Gene Ontology annotation, biological process: chemosensory behavior; male courtship behavior; sensory perception of taste. Lineage: Eukaryota; Metazoa; Arthropoda; Insecta; Diptera; Drosophilidae. The record is from RefSeq and is a predicted model, not a curated record.